AUGGAUCCAAUCAUACCUAUUGCGCCUCGAUCGCGCUCCGCUUUCAAGUCGCCUACGCUCCCGACCGAUCCCUAUGCGCGGUCGUAUACCCCGGAAUCACCUGAAUGGGAGCCGCUCACUCCUCCGCGUCCCAUUGAGCCCACCUUCAACUAUCCCGCCCUGACUCAGCCUUCGCCCUCGAACCAAAUCUCUCCGCCGACCGUACCACAACAGCAAGAGAAGCCUCGUGGACACAAGCGCUCACCUUCAUCUAUCGAGGCUCUGGCCGAUGUUGCCCUCUCGACAAGUCCGCAGCUUCCUCCGGCCGCGUCGUCCGUGCAACCCACUGCCGACAACUUCGUUACUCCCGGCCCUGUUCGUGGUACAAAACGCGCUCGCUCCGAUGCAGGCCCUGGCCCACAAGCCUAUUCCUUCCCCACUCGGCCCUCAUCCAGUCACCACUUCUCCCACCCAGGCGUGCCGCCUUUGGCGUACAACACUGACCGCCAACGCCGUCAAUCGACCAACACCACACUAGUCACCUCACUAGAGGACGCCGAGCUACUGUUGAACUUUGCUGGUCGCGUUGCUUCUCAGCCCCCACCUCCCGCUACGACUCGGCGCCAUGCUCCUCUUGGACCUCCUGCAAGCCAUACGAACUUCUACACCGGACCUCAGGCACCCCCGCCUCAGGCAUAUCCCUAUGCUCCGCUACCGACCUAUACUGCUCAUGUCAUCAUACCGGAGCCCAUCCCCGCGGUCGCCGUCCCAUCCGUAACCUCGGAGCAUGCCACGGCAUCCCUGCCCUCACCUCAGGACACGAACGAAGAUGAAAAGAGUAUGGAUACAGACAAAGGGAUCAGCCAAAGUACGGAGAACGAUCAAUUGCCCGUCGCAAUCGUGACAGAGCCACCGAGGGCACGCGCACCACAACAAACGCAUACUCCGCCUGAAGAGGAGCGCAGGACAUCUGAGCAGACUGCUGUACAACUGGCACUUCCCACCCAAGAAACCAUCGAGCUACCGACUGCUUCAGUGGAGCAACUGAUAGACGCACCGGCGGCGAGACCGCGUCGCGGAUGGCCCAAGGGCAAACCUCGUGGCCCGCGGAACAAGAACUCGACGACCACCAAACCUCGUUCUUCAGCUCGUAGAUCACGAGCUUCCACUGUGAAAUCGGUUGCCGACAGCAGCGACUCUAGCGCGGAAGAGAAGAGACCUAGACGUAAAUCAGACUCGGACCUGUCGUUAGUAGAUCCCGAGCAAUUACAAAACCGCUCGGGAGACGCUCGAGGUGCGACAGUUCCUCCAAGCCUACGCUACGAAAUCUUGCAGUCAACCACAAAACCAGUGGCGGCAGAACCGCGCAAGCCUUCUAAGGAAGUUCAGGAGACGGUAUGCGCCAGCUGCGCUCUGACUCGAGAAUCCAAUCACGGCGAGCUGGAUCAGUGGAUAAGCUGUAAUGGCUGUCAGUUGUGGUUUCACUUCGAUUGUGCUGGUUUCAAGAAUGAACGCGAUGUGAGGGAUGUCAGCAAGUUCUUCUGCAAGGCCUGUGAGCCCAAAUAUGGCCCAACCACAUUUGUGCGAAAGUCGAGUCGUGCUCAUGUAGCAGUCGAUUAUGCCGGCUUGAACCAAGGCAUUCUCAAGACGUCCGACGACAACCAUGAGCACCACUACAUUCAACCAAUCAAGGAUGGCUCUUUUACCUUCGACCAAGAACUGUUUCCUCGUAUGCGUCCCGAGCUCGUCACUCGCGAAUUCUUCGAGACUUGCUCUUCGUUCUCCGAGCCUGUUGUUAUACCUGCCGAGUACAACCCUAAGCUUCCUCGUCAGGGUUCUGUUCCAUCUGGCGACAAUGGAGAGAUUGCGACAGAAUUUGCUUUCACUGGUAUAGAGGAAGAAGAUGCUCUUCUACGGGACUUUGAAUACGAAACCGUACCUGAUGAUGGUCAAGACCGCCUCGACAUGGUUGUACCUCGGGACCUGACUGUCAGACAUGUUGCCGAGCUUGUUGGCCCACACGAGCCCCUUGAAGUAAUCGACGUCAAGACUCAGGGUACUGAGGGCAAAUGGAACUUGUCGAAGUGGGCAGACUACUACGAAGCCGAUGGCGAGAAGGCUGUCCGCAAUGUUAUCAGUCUGGAGGUUUCCUCUACUAAACUCGGAAGACUUCUGAGAAGACCCAAGGUGGUGAGAGAUAUCGAUCUUCAGGACUCGGUCUGGCCAGAUGAGGAAACGUUCAAAGGCAACUAUCCAAAGGUGCAAUUCUACUGCCUCAUGUCUGUCGCCGACAGCUUCACAGACUUCCACAUUGAUUUCGGCGGCUCGUCGGUGUACUACCAUAUUCUACGCGGCAAGAAGACUUUCUUCUUCAUCCCACCAAAGCCUGGUCAUCUCAAGAAAUACGAAGACUGGAAUAACUCGCACGAGCAAAACUUCACAUGGUUGCCAGAUGCGACGAAAGAAUGUUACCGAGUUGAUCUGUCCGCAGGAGACACCAUGCUCAUUCCUUCUGGCUGGAUCCACGCUGUAUGGACGCCGGAGAACAGUCUGGUCAUUGGAGGCAACUUCUUGACUCGUAUGCAUUAUUCAACUCAGUUCCGCAUUGUUGACAUUGAGAAGGUCAUCAAGACUCCUCAGAAGUUCAGAUAUCCACACUUCCAGAAGGUCAUGUGGUACACUGUCAUCAAGUAUCUCGAGACAGACCCUCUGCCUGCUGAAGUUGCUCAAGUCUUCUACAGCGGCGCAAAAUUCGUUCGAGAACGACCUGUCUGGGAAGAGUUCGGUCAGCAUGGACAACUUUCGGACCGCGCUCCCGGAAGUGCAUACUACAACUGUCGAUACUACUCUCAGGCUGAGUUGGACGGAUUGCCAGACUUGAUCAACUUCAUCUUCCGAACUGUUAUGAUUGCACUGGGCCGAAUCGAGGGUGUGACGGAGGAUACUCGCAAGAAGGUGAUGAGGUCUAUUCCCAAAUCGCGCGGCGAACCUCUCGAGCUGGCCAGAACAUUCGCACUUUGGGUAGCAUGGAAACGAGGUAACGAGGAUCCACCAGCCUGGGCACAUCCUGAUGCCGAUCUUCCAGACAAGGAGAGUGCUGCGCCAAAGAAGCUGGGAGCUCGAGCAUUGAAAGCUAUGCAAAGACAGGAAGCAUUUGAGGCCUACAGAAUUGCUCCUGAGAGGCAAUCUGCGCGCCAGCAUGCAUCCAGAGAGUCAGAGCCCGCCGACACCACAUCUCCCAAGCCUUCCAUGCCUUCUGCACCAGCAUCUCAAACACAGACUACACCCGGCCCUAAUAGCCAGCACACUAGCACACCGAAGACAUCAGUACUUGGCCCUAAGAGGGUCGCAUGUGAUGCAUGUCGCAAGCGCCGGAUCAAGUGUAAGCAUAAGGACGUCGUUACCACGAGCACACCAUAUGGCCAGCCAGCCGUGAUUUUUCAAUCGACCCCCUCUGUGGAUGGGACCGCAGACGCUUUGCCUUAUGAUUUCCAGAGAAGGGAUUCUCGCGACUUCUUCGCCGCUAACACCGUGAGUCCUGUCAAGAUGCCAGAGCAAGUCAUUCCGAUCACACCCUUUGGCCAGUCUUCACAGACCACUGAGCAGAACAUCCAACCCAUUCAGAACACACAAAGCGACCAGAGUCUCCAGGGUCUGCAAAACGGACACAUCGUUCAAACGACCGGCAUAGCCCCUAUGGCGCAAAUGACCUCGACAGACAGUAUUGGUCCUGCUAUUAUCCCUGGAAAUGCAUUGCUGGCAGACCCGAACAGCAAGCGCGGAAGAAGCAAGGCAUGUCUUGACUGCCGCAAGAGCAAGAAUGGCAAGAUUGAUCCCAUCAAGGCCGAGCAGACACCAGUUCCUCGUGGCUCAGUUGUCUCCAAGAAAAGGAGAAUCAGUGGAGAAAUGGAAAGUCCGCUCAAGAAAUCAAAGCAACCCCGACCUUCACAAGCCGCUCCUGUGAUGCCAUUCUCGAUGGAUUCCAGUUACCAGACCAACAUGGUGUCGCCUCAACAAUACAAGCAGUAUGCAUAUGCUCCCGAGGCCAAUAUCCCGCACUGGCAGCAUGCUUCAUACAUGUAUCCUGAUCCGAGCUCAUCGGGUGGCAGUGUCAUACUUCAUGGUGGUCCAUAUCAUCAACAAUCUGACCUGAAUGGGCCUUACAAUGCACAAUCGUUGGAGCAGUUGGCAGCCGAAGUCCUUGACUCUAGAUACGUCAAUGAUGGAGACUACACUGUUCCUCAGGCCAAUGGUGACAGCCUGCUUCAUCCUGCACUACAGCAACAAGGCUCCGUUUCCAGUCAGAACACGGGACAUCGGGAAGACACAUCUCCUUUGCUAGCCAAAGCCCAUCCGAGCGGUCACAUCUUGACUGGCCUUGGUCACACUAACCAGCCUGCCAACGGCAACAAUAUGGGACGUCGUCCCAGCUCGUCAGGUGGACCUGUGCAGCCUCACAACACUGACACCUCAGGGUUAUACUCGCAGAACGGAAGUGCUGUGACUUUGAAGAUCUCCACAGAGGAUCUAAUUCCCAAUGCACCAUUGGAGAACAGCCCAGCCCUUGUGGCCACUACUCAACAAGCCUCGAGGACUGUUGCUCCACAGGUGGAGUCCUCUGCAGCACAAAUCAAGGAUGCCAAUUUGUCGCCCGAGAAGUCGACAGCCUCACUCGCUGUAGCACCCACAGGUCUGGCUAGCAUACCACUCUAUCAACCUCCGGCACCACCAUUGACAAAAUCCCAGACUCCUCGAAUUGAGCGUCACUCUUUCAGUGUCAGCACAGAAAAGCCGGUCAGCCGCGUGCAAAGGUCUCUUAGUAAGACGCCGGCGCCGUCACAGGCUGUACAAAGCACAGAGCUCAAGACGCCUGGAAGCAGCAAGCGUAAGCGAGAUAGCCUAUCGGCGACACCAGGUACAAUAAAAUCGAGGAAGCCGGAGCAUAUCAUUAGAGAGAAAAGCAUAAUUGAGGAGGAAGAAGAGCAGAGCAUGCACCUUGCACGGGAGUUGCAAGAUCAGGAUUGGGGAUUGCGUCGCCGAAGCAGGUGCUGA
Molecule: messenger RNA, 5031 nt
Organism: Aureobasidium uvarum
Lineage: Eukaryota; Fungi; Ascomycota; Dothideomycetes; Dothideales; Saccotheciaceae
Source: the annotation of a GenBank genome assembly